ACACCGACUUGUACUUAUCGCGGCUUUGCUUCUUUCUCUUCACUUCUGUCUCAACAAUUUUCGCCUUUCGCUCAGCCCUCACCGAGGGAAAGAUUGUUUAUGUUUGACAUUCCUACUCCAACCUUUUUCUCUAUUAAAUCCGGCCUCACUCUUGAGAUGCGCAAAGCCACGAUAGCAUAUGGUAAAUCUCUUCUUUUUCAGUCUUCUGCAUUACCCUUAUCCAAAUCGUUGGUAUUCGUGCGUCAUCAUUCAUCUACCAAAUUAUUUCUCACAGAUCGGAAAGGAAGCAGUGAAGCAAUAGUAAAGGGACAGGCGAAGAUUCCAUUUCCAGUGUUGGGUUAUAGCGCAAUGGGCAAUCCCUCCGUUGACCGAAAGCCAAUCACACACGUCGUUUUUGACAUGGACGGUCUCUUGCUUGACACAGAGAAGUUCUAUACUGAAGUUCAGGAAAUUAUACUUGCUAGAUAUAAUAAAACCUUUGAUUGGUCCCUCAAGGCAAAAAUGAUGGGAAUGAAAGCAAUAGAAGCUGCUAAGGUAUUUGUUGUAGAAACUGGAAUCAGUGAUUCUCUUACUCCCGAGCAAUUUCUUGUAGAAAGAGAAGAGAUGCUGCAGAGUUUGUUUCCAACAAGUGAGCUUAUGCCAGGUGUUAGUCGUUUACUCGAGCAUUUGCAUGCAAAAGGAGUUCCGAUUGCCUUGGCAACUGGUUCUCACAAGCGACAUUUUGAAUUGAAAACGCAAAGACAUGGUGAAAUGUUUUCUCUGAUGCAUCAUGUUGUUCUUGGUGAUGACCCUGAAGUUAAAAAAGGCAAACCAUCACCGGAUGUAUUUCUUGCCGCAGCCAAGAGAUUUGAGGGUGGACCAGUAGAUCCAUGUAACAUACUUGUUUUUGAAGAUGCACCCUCUGGAGUUCUUGCAGCUAAGAAUGCCGCGAUGUCGGUUGUUAUGGUUCCAGAUCCAAGGCUGGACAAAUCUUAUCAUGAUACAGCCGACCAAGUUUUGAACUCAUUGUUGGAUUUCAACCCUAGUGAAUGGGGUUUACCUCCAUUUGAAGAUAAUGGAAGUUAAAUGCGAGUUUCCAAAUGCAGGUUUGGAUAUGUCUUUCCUUGAGGUUUCUCGUGUCCCCAUGUGUUGUGGCCAUGAUUUUCUAUAGCUACAAAUUCUAGCCUUUGAGUAAUUGCACGGUAGUUUCCUUCUUGCCGUGCUUCCAAACAACCAAUAAAACCCUCAUGUUCUACAUUACUGUUUAUUUUAUUGGGGGUAGAAAAAGCGAGUAAUUAUUCCAUUUCCUUACAUUAUUUUCUUGUGCUUGAUAAUAAUAAUAGUACUACAAUCAAUAUGGGCUUGAGAUCUUAGAGAGGGGAUAUAUUGUUAACACAUAUUAUCUAAUUGCAGGAAACAUAAUUUGUUGUAUCUCGUAUUCUUAGACACAUCUUUGAUACGACGCCAUGUUUAUUAUUUCUUACUGCACAAAAUGUUACAUUGUAUGACUCGACCGGUUGGUUGAGCUUUGAAAACCUUGUUGGUUCACUGUGGUUUAGUAUUUGACCAAAAACUGAGAUUUAUAAUUUGUUUAUUAUUGUAGAAUCUGUGAGUUUUUGGAGGAUAACAAAAAUAUUGUGUCA
This is a messenger RNA of Cicer arietinum (chickpea), 1622 nucleotides long. RefSeq names its product (DL)-glycerol-3-phosphatase 2. The record is from RefSeq and is a predicted model, not a curated record. Lineage: Eukaryota; Viridiplantae; Streptophyta; Magnoliopsida; Fabales; Fabaceae. Gene Ontology annotation, biological process: glycerol biosynthetic process. Gene Ontology annotation, molecular function: sn-glycerol 3-phosphatase activity.